GCCAUCGAAGAUUGAUUGAUUGUGAACCGACGACCCAUAAAUAAACAGCAGCAAGUAUGCUUUGGUUUGCAGUUUGGAAGGACACUUGAGGGUUUUGUAUAGUUUGUCCUCACUAAAUGGGGCUAAUAGAGAUAUUGUCGGCGUGUUUUACUGAAAAGAGACAAGUGGAGUCCCGAAAACAACCCUAUGGAAAUGGCACCGAAGGAAGAAUAACCGAUAGAGAAGAGAGUUAUAUUCUUAGUCACCCUCAAAACGAUUAUGUAGACCAAGUUGCCUCGAAACGCCUCAGUACAGUCUCCUCAGUUGGGUUAUCGGUUGGACAAAAGACAACACCACAGAAUGGUACUUUAGAACAAAACGAAUAUCCUUCUUCAGAGGAAACAGUUUUUGGAGAUGAGUUGGCUACAGGUGAUGAUGUAUUGAAGAAACGGGAUAGACCUAUUGAGAAUUGUGAAUUAGAGUCCGAAAAGAAAGUAGAAAGCGAUCAACAAAUGGGUUCUUUGAGUUCCGAGGGAAGUAUCAUCCACCAUUCUCAGUCUUUAGAUUCUAUUGCAGUGGAAAGGAAGCCAAAGCAAGACACAAGUGCUAUUAAAAAGUCAGAGUCGUUGGAUCAUUUAGCUUUACAAAAACGAAAUGAAACGAAAGCUACGAGCAAGACAAAAUUUCCUCCUCCGAAGCAUCCGAAUUCCAUAUCAGGCUUAUUGGGUAUCCGUGGAGCUCCAAAAAAUUCUUCGUCCAAGAUGACAAGAUCAGCUAGUGCCGAGCCUUUAUCUUCCAAAUCAAAUAAGACAACUUCUCGUCGAAGGUCGAGUUCAGGUUCUCGAAACACGUUUUUAGAAGCUUUACGUAGUAGAACCUCCAGUAGUUCGAGUGGAGAUCUACCCUGUACUGCUCUUUUGUCGAUUAUAGACGAAGCGAAAUACGGACAGCGAACAUUAGAAGAAGUAAUGGAUGCUAUGUAUGACUUAACAGAAGAGCUUCCAGAACAUGCUGUGCGUGUUGUAUAUGACUAUCUUUCUCGUAAGGAUAUUGUGAAACAACUUGUGCAUUUUGUGAUUAUGGACGAAGAACGGACUGCAGCUGAAGGUGACUGUUUUACUCAAUUAAGUGGACGAGACGAUUCAGAAAUGGAUGCAAGGCGCAAGUCACGCUAUCCAUAUGUUGCUUCCGAAAUUCUUGCUUAUGGACCAAAGAAACCUCGUCGCGUAUUAGUUGAAGAUCAUGAAGCAUUAGAUAAAUUGUUUAGCUAUCUUGAGUCUCCAGCUCCAUUAAAUCUUAUUACCGCUGGUAGAUUUGCAAAAGUGAUUGCUGCUAUGAUCCAAGAUAAGCCGAGUUCUAUUCCAGGUCGGGACAGAGCUCGAUCCGCGGAACUUUUAGUUCGACUUGUAGCUGAAGUCAAUGAUGGAGACUCGAAGCAACUUUAUUUUGAAUUUAUCAAUCAUGAAGCAGCACGUUUGUUGGCCAAAGUCAAUCUUUUCAAACUUCUUGCGGAUGCUUUUCAUGAGUCUUGUCAGUCAGGCAAAACAAUGUCUCCUUAUGACGAAGAAGUUGUAGCUAACAUAUGUAUGACAAUUUUGGGAAUAACUAUUCGAGUUAUGAUGACUACUACACCUUCUAUUUUCUCUACUGAUCGAACUUUGAAUCAAAGCAUAAAAUAUGCGAAUGCCGUUAAUAUUUUUAACGAACCAGAAGUCAUUGGUAUUAUACUCGAUGAUAGUAUUAAUGCUGUUUAUAAUGGCGAUAAUUUGGGUAUUGCACUUUGCUCUUCUUUGCGUUUGGUGAGAGAUUUGUAUCGCGCAUUGAUGAGAGGAAAGGAUUCGCCUAUUGAAGAAGUUCGACUUCCUAUCCAUUCCUUAAACACAACUCGUUUUGAGACCAUGUUGAGAAAGAGAUUUCCAGUGUUACGUAGCAUCUUGCUGAGGCUACCCAACGAGAAUUAUGGUCAGUCUUUUUGUUCUCAAAGCUCGUUUCCAAGACUUGGCCGUCUGAGACUUCGUAUUGCAGAAUUUUUUGUCGAUAUCUUGUGUGGUUCUCGACCUGAAACUGUACGAGCUAUCAUUGUAAACAACAUUCACCGUACAAUAGGAGAGAUGUUUAUAUCCUUUGAGCACAAUAGUUUAUUACAUAGUCUUGUCGCAGAUGGUGCUGAAGUUUUCUUAUUGCAACGCAAUGAUGCGGAAUCGGAAAGGGUAUUGUUUGCAGAUUUUUUGAUGCAACUCGUUUUGGAUUGUUGGAAGAAACUAGACAAGGAUCCAAAAGAUGUUCCACAGACGCUUCAUUUGGGAUAUUUAGGAGCAGCCUUGAAAAUUGCUCAAGUAUUGGAUACUUUUCAUCGCAAGAUUGCUGUCGAGACAGAAAAUGCAGAAGCAUUUGAGAAACUUUACAAAGACAGUAUUUUAGAAAUGGUCAAGGCACAGCAAGGAGUAUUAGGAGGAGUUGAACCACCAAGACAUUCUUCUACAUGGGUGCAAGACCGGUUCUCUUCAAGAGUAUUGGAAGCAGCUCCUCAUGAGUCGAUUGGUGAAGCUCUUCGUGUUCGUCUUGGUUUGGAGCGACGUCGAAAGAGUGGAGGCCAAGCAGAACAAGGCUUCUUUAAUGUUGCACGUAUUCCUUUUUAAACUUAUGUUCUUUAAGAUGGACACCAUUCCUUCUCUUUUUCAUAAGGAGAGAUGCUGAUGACGUUCUCUUGUAAUUUGACUUGCCAUAUUCAUGUUGCUGGAGUAGUAUCCAUUAAAGUUAAGUCGGAAUAAAAGUGCUCGAGUUUCGUCCUUUUCGAUAGUUUGCAAAUCUAAAAGAAAUUCAUCAAAUAUCGUAUCAUAUUGGGUUUCAAUCUGUACAAGUUUCGACAAUAAGCUUUCAUCUCUCUAUAAUUAUAAAAAUAUAUAUAUAAUUUCAAAU
Galdieria sulphuraria is the source of this 2898-nucleotide messenger RNA. RefSeq lists its product as uncharacterized. NCBI's taxonomy places the organism in Eukaryota, Rhodophyta, Bangiophyceae, Galdieriales, Galdieriaceae. The record is from RefSeq and is a predicted model, not a curated record. The coding region runs from base 117 to 2618 and encodes 833 amino acids. The transcript has 7 exons. Gene Ontology annotation, molecular function: protein phosphatase binding; protein phosphatase regulator activity.